UCUGGAGAAUUUGAUUGGUCAUAUCUAGUGGUUUUAGGAAAUGGGAUUCUUCUCAUUGGUGACAGGAAGGCCUGGUGCAAGUGGGUUUGGAUCAGCUUCAACUGCUGAGCAAGUCACUAAUGGGAUUGAUGCAAGAAACCUCACUGUCAUUGUCACUGGUGGGUCGAGCGGGAUUGGGCUGGAGACGGCAAAGAUCUUGGCUCUUCGAAGAGCACAUGUCAUAAUUGCUGCUAGAAACAUUGAGGCUGCAAACGAAGCGAAAAAGCUCAUUCUUGAAGAGAAUGAGAAGGCUCGAGUUGAUGUUCUUCAACUUGACCUCUGCUCAGUCAACUCUGUUAGAGCAUUUGUUGAUAACUUCAUUGCACUUGAUCUUCCUCUCAAUCUCCUAAUAAACAACGCUGGUGUUAUGUUCUGCCCUCAUCUGCUUUCAGAAGACGGUAUAGAGAUGCAGUUUGCUACAAAUCAUCUCGGUCAUUUUCUCUUGACAAACCUCCUACUUGAGAAAAUGAAGCACACGGCUAAAACCACCGGCGUUGAAGGCAGAAUUGUGAACCUGUCAUCGAUUGCUCACAUACACACCUACGACAAUGGGAUUCGAUUUGAAAGGAUCAAUGAUCGAAGUGGUUACUCGGACAAAAGAGCAUAUGGACAAUCCAAACUGGCCAAUAUACUCCACGCUAACGAGCUCUCCCGUAGGUUGCAGGAAGAAGGUGUGAAUAUCACUGCCAACUCGGUCCACCCAGGAAUAAUAAUGACACCUCUGAUGAGGCACUCUGCUCUUCUAAUGAAAACUUUUAGGUUUUUCACCUUUUGCAUUUGGAAGAAUGUUCCUCAGGGAGCAGCCACAACAUGCUUUGUAGCACUCCAUCCAAAAAUGAAGGGUGUGACCGGAAAAUAUUAUGUCGACUGCAACGAGAUGAAGCCGAGCUCCUAUGCCACAAACGAGAAGUUGGCGAAAAGACUGUGGGACUUCAGCAACAAAUUGAUUGAUGGAGCUUCUACUAAGGGCUGAUGAGAAGCAUGACAGCUUCUUCUGGACUCUGUGAUCAAAGUAGUACUAUUACAAUAUAUGAGCCCGCAAAGCAGGAGUAUUUUGUGGGACUAAUGCAUGCGACUGUGCAACUGUAAUGUCGAUGUUAUAACACGUUGUUGUUUGGUUAUUGUUUGUUGAUAGUAGUUGCAUUGUCUCAUUUAUUAUGUACUGCUUAUUAUAAAGACACGCACCAGUACCGGACCUCCGUGCUUUUCAAUUGA
Molecule: messenger RNA, 1254 nt
Organism: Argentina anserina (silverweed cinquefoil)
Lineage: Eukaryota; Viridiplantae; Streptophyta; Magnoliopsida; Rosales; Rosaceae
Product: short-chain dehydrogenase TIC 32 B, chloroplastic-like
Exons: 8
Coding region: 41-1012 (323 amino acids)
Source: RefSeq, a predicted model, not a curated record